UACUAUAAAAUCGUAAAAUCAAAUUUAUUUGUAAAUAGUUAUCAAUAAUCAAUAUUUAUUUAAGAGGACAAGUCCCAAACUUUGAUCUUCCACUCACAUAUGUAUUCACUAAGACUAAGAGCAUGUUGGUCUAUAGACAUUAGAGAGGAUGAAAUGAUUUUGGCUAAAAAUUGUGCGUGGAUUAAAGAUUUUUUUGAGUAAAACUAAAAAAAAAAAGGGGGGCCAAUUGGUCAAGGACAUCGUAAUAUUAAUUAUUAUGAUUAUAUUCUAUUCAAGCCUACACUACAGCGCUAUAUAAGACAUUCACAAUCACAGACACAGAAUUCUCAUUUUCCUGGCCGACCGCAACUGGUAUUUUGAUUUCCUCUCUCGCCCUCUCUUGGUAUUGUUCUCCAAAUUGGAUUUAACGAAUCAACCUCGGAGAAUAAGAAGCCAUGGGUUUCGAUUCGUGCUUAAAGCCUUCUCUUUCUGCUCUCUCCAAGGACCUGCCCAAGAAGAAACGGACGAACAGAUUGGCGAAAUUGAAACAGAGCAAGGUCGAUGCUCGGCGUGAGCAAUGGCUUUCUCAGGCUACCGUUAAAAAUGAGGAGCGUACGGUUUCAUGUUGGAGGGGAAGAUCUCUUCCCUCAUCAUUGCGGAUGGAUGAUGAGGGGAACAGCUCAAAAGGAAGAACAAAAUUGAGAUCUAGAGGGGGAAAUAUUCAGAGUUCAACUGUUAAUGAAAGUGGUUUGGUGUCUCUCUCGAGCUGUCAUGUUAGCCGCGUUUUGGCUCUCCAUGAUUCAGAGAAGGAUCUUCCUGGUAGCAGUUGCAGCAGUGCCAGCAGUAGAUGUUGCUCUGGGAGCGUGAGUGAAACAGAAGAAGAUGAUGGCUGCCUGGAUGAUUGGGAGGCUGUUGCAAAUUCUUUGAACACUAGUGACAAUAAAAAUUUACAACUUUCAGAAGUGCUAAAAUUCAACAAUAUGAUUUCUGAUAAUGAAUUGUCUAAAGCGAGUUCUGGAAUCAAUGAGGUCAAAGCAGAGACCAAGGAAAUCCUUCCUAGGUAUCCAAUGACUUGUGGAGCAUGGCAACCUGAUGAUACAUUACGUCCCCAGGGUCUGCCCAACCUGUCUAAGCAGAAUGCUUUAGACAAUAACUCAGAGCAGCUUCAAGGCCAUGGAUCCGUCAGUUUGGACCCACACCAAGUUCUAUCUCAACCUUCUUUGUGCCCUAUAUGCUAUGAGGAUUUGGAUGCUACAGACUCUAGCUUUCUUCCAUGUUCUUGUGGAUUCCAGCUUUGUCUUUUCUGUCAUAAAAAGAUUCUUGAGAUGGAUGAUCGAUGUCCGGGCUGCAGGAAGCAAUAUGACCCCAUAAUGCAGGAUGAAGGCUUUAAUGGAGGGAUUGCAUUAUUUCAAACAGAUUGGUUGAUCACAAGGUCCUAGAAAUUUCAGUUUGUUCUGUAGAAUAUUGUGUAUAUGCAGUCCCUUGUAUCCUAAAUCAGCUGUGCUUUCAUUCUUCUUAGGGGUUUGGUAAUCAACAUGAAGACAUAUUGUACUGUUAGGAGCUUGAAGUAGUUUUCGGAAAGUGAGCUGUAAUUUUGAUGAGCUCAAUUCUUUCUUUAUGUUUCGACAAUUUGCUCUAGGACAUUCUUUACAAUGUGAAUCUAUGAUCAAGUUUCCCCUGAUGGAGUGCAAUGAGUUGAAAUAUUA
This is a messenger RNA of Diospyros lotus (date-plum), 1685 nucleotides long. RefSeq lists its product as uncharacterized. The record is from RefSeq and is a predicted model, not a curated record. The transcript has 3 exons. Gene Ontology annotation, biological process: protein ubiquitination. Gene Ontology annotation, molecular function: ubiquitin-protein transferase activity. Gene Ontology annotation, cellular component: CCR4-NOT complex. The coding region runs from base 435 to 1418 and encodes 327 amino acids. NCBI's taxonomy places the organism in Eukaryota, Viridiplantae, Streptophyta, Magnoliopsida, Ericales, Ebenaceae.